GCCUCCGCUGCCCUUAAAGCACGACAGAAGCGGAGGGACGGAGGUGUGGACGCCGCUGAAGCCUUCCCGCUGAACCGCCGGGCGCUGGAGGUCAGGGCGCAAGAUCCGGCCCUGGGAUCGAAGGGGAGCACGAUGUCUCUCUACAGCUCCUUAUUGAUUCCAACUCGCCUGGUGCUGAAGGCCUCGAAGGCCAUGAUUGGGCUGGGGAUGUACAGCCUGGCUUGCCUUUCGGCUGCCUUCAACCUCUCCUGGGCACUCUGGCUGCUGCUGACCAGGGGCCCCCGGUGGGUGUUUCACAAGAGAACGCGGGAGGCGCCCCCCAGCUGCCUCACGGACACCACUUAUGGGGAACACCGCUACCUGACCCUCAAGCACUCAGGGCUGCGCCUCCACUAUGUCAUCGCAGGCCAAGAAGGUGCACGGCUCAUGCUUUUCUUGCAUGGCUUUCCUGAGAACUGGUUUAUGUGGCAUCAUCAACUGAAGGAAUUUAAGCAAGCAUUCAAGGUGGUCGCCAUUGAUCUCAAGGGCUUUGGUUUUUCCGAUGCACCUCCUGGUCUUGAACACUAUAAGAGGGAUGUCUUGAUGGAAGAUAUACGAAGUGUUGUUGAAGCCCUGGGAUCCAGCAAGAAGGAUGCAUCUGCUAAGUGCAUCCUGUUAGGGCACGACUGGGGUGGAUGCCUUGCCUUUGAAUUUGCUGCCACAUACCCAAACAUGGUGGAGAAACUAGUUGUCUUGAACGGUGUUCAAUCACAUGUUCUAGCAGAAUACAUGCCCCGGCAUCUCAGCCAGCUGCUGAAAAGUGAAUACAUGUUCCUGUUCCAGCUUCCCAAACUGCCAGAGUUCCUGCUGUCUUUGGAUGACUUUCUUUACAUAAAGCAGCUUUUCACCAGCAAGAAGAAGGGAAUCCAGAAUCCAGAUCAUUAUCUGACAGAAGAAAAACUGGAUGUUUAUCUAUAUAGUCUAUCUCAGCCUGGCCGAUUAACACCACCUCUGAAUUACUACAGGAACAUAAUCAGCUGGCGCCUUCCAAAGAGCAAGGAUAUCUUGAUGCCUGUGUUGCUGCUCUGGGGAAAGAAUGAUGGAUUCCUGGAACCAGGAUUGGCUGAACUGAUGAAGCAGCACAUGCGGAGUGGCGUCCAGGUGCACAUGAUCCCUAAAUGCAGUCACUGGGUAGCUGAGGAUCAACCUGAAGAAAUCAAUCACCUGAUAGGGUCUUUCCUUCUGGAGAAAGGAGCCGAUGAAGGAAAGGAGUAGCUCCUCCACCAACUGGAGGCUUCCUCCUAUUUGGUAUGCAGAAACUCACAAUAACAGCAACUCAGCCUGACCCUUUUUCUGCGGAGUGUUGCUGCUCUUUCUUGGACCUCACUCCCAUAUUAAUAAUUGACUUUGCUUCAUGCUCACAUUCUCUUGCACCUCAAUAAAGACUACCUAACCUGCACCCAGCUUUUUGGGAGGCAGGUGUCACAACUUCGGACCACAGGGAGUUGUAUUUUACCAGAGGCCUCCUGACUCACCUCCGCUUUGGUGGGAGGUAUGAACGCUCUUGCAAGAGGGAGUGAUUCUUUCUUGGUUCCUUGACAGCCAAAUCCUGAACAAACAGGAUUCCUGACAUUCCUUUUCAGAGACAAGCCACUGCCUUUGCAAACUGCUCCAUAGGUCCCUGUGGGAAGAACCUGCUGGUUUGGGUGAUCCGGAAAGGGAAUUUUAAUUUUGAUUGGAACAUGUGCGUCAGAUCUGAUCUUUCCAGUGCCUAAGAUCUGAAGCCAAAAGAGAAUGGAGUGAAAAUAUUCUCCAGAAAUAAUAUAAGGGAUAGAACGAGGGCACCUCAGAAAUGAGUCAGACUAGUGCUGCGAAAUGGUAAAGAAUGGAUCUGUCGACUGCGGGGACACAAUUUAGUGCUUGGCUGAAAAUAGCAACUUCAAAGCCAAACGUAACCAAGGAGGCCCAAUCAUUAACAGAGAAAUGGUGUGUACCCUAAUUUAGAACAUUUUCCUGAAAAGAGCCCUGUAACUGUUUUCUUUCACAGUCAUGGCAGCCAAGUUAAGCACACUUCUUUUCACACAGAAAUACUUUCAUAUAUAGAUUGGCCCUCAAUGAACAUCUAAUCAGAUGAAAACAUCUUCCUGGUAGUUUAAUCAUCGAGUUUAACACCUGCAGAGGUUGGAAAUGCCGCUCUUUAGGUAACAGUGCCCUGACUUCCUCUCACAAAAUGACGGUAGAGUAUGGGAAUUACUGUCCAAAAAAAUUCAACAUUUUCAAGAGUGCUGGGAAAGAUUCGGCUUGAUCUAUUCUACCAUUCCUGCCACCACUGUAAAGGAAAUGUUUAGGGAUAAUGUGCUGGCAUGCAUCACUUAAUAAAGCUUCUGACGAACUCAUUUUUAAAACAAA
This is a messenger RNA of Anolis sagrei ordinatus, 2388 nucleotides long. It is a transcript of the gene EPHX3, whose product is annotated as epoxide hydrolase 3. Gene Ontology annotation, molecular function: hydrolase activity. The record is from RefSeq and is a predicted model, not a curated record. NCBI's taxonomy places the organism in Eukaryota, Metazoa, Chordata, Lepidosauria, Squamata, Anolidae.